AUGGAUUCGGAAUCCCUUCUUCUAAAGGUUCCAGAGAACAAGAACAGGUUUAUUGAACUGUGCCAUAAACUUGGAGCUUAUAAAUAUGGAGACUUUGUUCUUAGAUCCGGACUCAAAUCUAACGUAUUCUUCAAUUCAGGAGUCCUCACAGACUGCGAAUCUUUCGACUUGAUGACAGAUUUGAUGAUCGCAAAGUUGGUGGAAUCCAAGGUGGAAUUCGACGCCUUUCACGGAUGCCCAUACAAGGCCAUCCCACUGGUUUCAACAUUAUGUUUAAAGUACUAUAAAUUAACCGGCAAGAAGGUGUACUUUGGGUAUCACAGGAAAGAGGUUAAGGACCACGGCGAGGGUAAACUUUUCGUCGGUUCCCCUAAAGUUUUCGAAGAAAACUCCAGACUAGUUGUCGUGGACGACAUCUUGACCAUGGGCACUUCAGUUUCCGAGAGUCUUUCUUUGCUUAAAACCACCCCUGCCAAGGUUGUUUGUGUUCUAAUUUUGCUUAACCGAGAGCCUAACUAUGGCGAAUUUGCCAAGAAACUAGAUGGCAUGGGCGUCAAGUUCCUCGAGGUCAUGAAACUAGAUGAGCUCUUGGAGCCUCAAAUGUACUAUACUAAGUAA
This is a messenger RNA of Theileria annulata, 618 nucleotides long. Its product is annotated as orotate phosphoribosyltransferase, putative. Gene Ontology annotation, cellular component: cytoplasm. Gene Ontology annotation, molecular function: orotate phosphoribosyltransferase activity. Lineage: Eukaryota; Apicomplexa; Aconoidasida; Piroplasmida; Theileriidae. The record is from RefSeq and is a predicted model, not a curated record. Gene Ontology annotation, biological process: pyrimidine ribonucleoside biosynthetic process; 'de novo' pyrimidine nucleobase biosynthetic process; pyrimidine nucleotide biosynthetic process. The coding region runs from base 1 to 618 and encodes 205 amino acids. The transcript is spliced from 3 exons.